Molecule: messenger RNA, 7905 nt
Organism: Erigeron canadensis
Lineage: Eukaryota; Viridiplantae; Streptophyta; Magnoliopsida; Asterales; Asteraceae
Product: piezo-type mechanosensitive ion channel homolog
Exons: 19
Coding region: 253-7593 (2446 amino acids)
Source: RefSeq, a predicted model, not a curated record
CAACACCCAAUUGGGCUUUUGUUUUUCUCUAUCUAUAUAUAUAAUCACCAGAGAGAGAGAGAGAGAGAGGGGGAGAGAUUCUUGAAUUCAAGAUCCAUAUUCUUGGAUUGACUUUCAGUUGUUGUCCACUGUUACUUCACGAAAACUCAACCCCAAACACACACACAAAUUUGAUUUGGGUAUCAUUAAAAUUAACGUGCUUACUGAUAAUCAGUUGGUGAUGAUAAUCUUUUUUCUUCGAUUAUCAUAAUUAUGGGCAGAUUUAUCGGUGGCUUUGUGUUGCCUUUACUACUUUUAACAGCCGCGUUACUCAAUUGGAGUUUGUUCUCUCUUGGCAAUCUGCUAGCUUCUUUACUUAUUCUUUUCACUCCUCCUAAAAGAGGAUUCCAAUCAAGAGGGGAGACUUUACUAUGGGUCAUUAUUCUUUUUUCAUUUCUUGUAAUACUUUCACAAGCAACAUUUCUAAUCACAUGGGCCAUUGUAUGUGGAGACUGCCAUGCAGGUGUACCAUGGUGGGCAGAGCUGUUAGGAUUCAUGAUAGUUGAAACAUGGAGAUCACCCAUAGUAAUUUAUCUUUUGACUGUGCAACUAUUUGUGGCGUUCACUGCUUUUAUUGAACUCCAUGAAAGCAGAUUAGGUUUGUUUAGACAGACGUCUACAUUUUUUGGGAGUUUCUCAUCAGCUUUUGAUAGUAUAGGUUCACACAUGAAGGUUGCUUUCUGCUUGCUGUUGCCUGCUGUUCAAUUGGUUGUAGGGAUCAGCUAUUCUUCUUGGUUGUAUUUGCCAUUUUUUGUUUGUAGUUGUGUGGGACUUGUGGAUUGGUCCUUAACAAGCAACUUUCAUGGCCUCUUCAGGUGGUGGAGACCUCUUUGGCUGUAUGCAGGAUUCAGUGUAUUCUUGCUCUAUGUAUAUCAGCUCCCCAUAGGGAUCCCGAAGUACAUUGGUAUGAUAUGUGAUUUCAUCGGCCUGUACAAAAUCUCUAUGGACUCUGAGUGGACACAAACUUGUUCUGGUCUUUCACUGAUCACAUUUUGCUUCAUGCUUUCUUUUGUUAAAUUUGAUUUGGAAGAAUUGGAUUCCAUCAUGUCCACAAGUGAAGGCAACUUGAGUGAGCAUCUUCUGCCCUUAAAGAAUUCCUUCUUUGUUGGUGAAUCAAGAUCUGGUGUAAGACACACCAAUGUAUUAUUAAGAGGCGCAGUUUUUCGAAUAUUCAGCAUAAACUUCUUCACAUAUGGUGUCCCGGUCUCCCUGUUUGCCCUUUCGUUAUGGAGCUUCUAUUUUGCUAGCGUCUGCGCGUUCGGGUUACUUGUAUACGUUGGUUACAUUAUAUUUGCUUUCCCAUCGAUGUUUCAUAUGCAUCGGCUAAAUGGGCUGCUCCUGGUCUUUAUUCUGCUAUGGGCUGUCAGUACUUAUAUCUUCAAUGUCGCAUUUUCAUACCUCAACUGGGAUAUGGGAAAGGACAUGGACAUUUGGGAAAUGGUGGGGUUAUGGCAUUAUCCCAUCCCUGGAUUCUUUAUACUAGCUCAGUUUUGUCUUGGUGUUUUGGUUGCUUUGGGGAAUCUCGUGAACAAUUCUGUUUUCCUUUACAUAUCAGACGAGGAGGCUCACCAUACAUCAAAUGGAGAUGGUACUCCUGAAGUUAAAGAAGAAACAAAAGUGCUGAUUGUGGCUACAAUUGCGUGGGGACUACGAAAAUGUUCUCGUGCUAUCAUGCUAGUGCUAAUUUUUCUCAUCGCAAUGAAGCCUGGUUUCAUUCACGCCAUAUAUAUGAUAUUCUUUUUCUUGUAUCUUUUGAGCCACGACAUUGGCAACAAAGUGAGGCAAACCCUUCUUCUUCUGUGUGAGAUCCAUUUCGCUUUGAUGUACUCUCUUCAAAUAACUCUCAUCUCUCAAGCAUUGGAGAAAAGUGGCUCUAUAAGUUUGGAAAUUUUAUCUCAAUUAGGUUUUCAUGGAAAUAAUAGCACGUGGAAUUUUGUGGUAAUAGCGUUGCUUGCAUGCUUCUGUGCCAUUCACAAGCACGGGUAUAAAAUGCUGUUUUCGUUCUCAGCAAUUGUGCAGCAUACACCCUGUCCUCCGGUUGGGUUCAGCAUCUUGAAAGCAGGUUUGAACAAGUCGGUUUUGUUGUCUGUUUAUGCCUCUGGAACUGCCAGAAAUGAUGAUGAUAACCCAUCCCAAGAGAGAAAAGUAGCUUCAUAUCUAAGUGCAGUCGGGCAGAAAUUUUUAUCGUUGUAUCGAUCAUUGGGCACCUAUAUUGCCUUUGCAACGAUACUUGUUACGGUUUACAUGGCAAAGCCAAAUUUUGUAUCAUUUGGGUUCAUUUUCCUUCUCCUGUUCUGGAUCACUGGUAGACAACUAGUUCAAAAGACAAAACGCCGUCUUUGGUUCCCGCUGAAGUUAUAUGCAAUCACAAUGUUUGUUAUUUGCUAUAUUUUAAGCAUCUUCCCCUCUUUUGAGUUAUGGGUAUCCACAAAAUUCGAUCUUUAUGCAAUUCUUGGAUACAAUCCCGAAGCCUCGUUAUUGAAAAAUGUUUAUGAAUCAUUAGCAAUAACCAUCGUGAUGCAACUUUAUAGCUAUGAGAGAAGACAAAGUAGGUAUAGAACAACUGAAGAUCCAAACCGAAUGCAAUUUGGGAUUAUCGGGUUUUUUAGAAGGCUAUUAAUAUGGCAUAGUCAAAAGAUCUUGUUUGCUGCUUUGUUCUAUGCUGCUGUAUCUCCUAUAAGCGCCUUCGGGUUCUUAUAUCUUCUUGGUAUCCUAUUAUGUUCGGUUUUACCAAAAGCUUCACGGGUGCCGUCAAAACUGUUUCUUGUUUACACGGGGGUUCUUAUAACAAUUGAGUACUUAUUCCAGAUGUUGGGUGGACAAUUGGAUAUGUUUCCGGAACAGAAAUAUUACAGUUUAUCGGUUUUCCUUGGUUUAACGGUAUAUGAGCCUGGGUUUUGGGGGGUUGAAGCAGGGUUGAGGGCUAAGGUUAUGGUUGUUGCUGCCUGUACUCUUCAAUAUAAUGUCUUUUAUUGGCUGCAGAUGAUGCCCAGUUGGCUUUCAGGUGUCGGUCAAUGGGAAGAACCGUGCCCGUUGUUCUUUUCUGAAGAAGAUGUGUUACUGAAUGUUGACAAUAAUGCAUCUUGUAGUUCCAGUGUUGAGAAAAAAGGUAUGAAAAGCAGUAGUUCAUGGCAUUCGGUUAGUGAUGCUGGUACAAAAAUUGGAAUUACAGAGAGUAGCAGUAGAAGAUACGUGGUCGGGGAUUUUUGGGGGAGUUCUAACGAGAGCCAGAAAUGGAACAAGAAACGUAUUCUCGCAUUAAGAAGAGAACGUUUCGAAAUGCAGAAAACUUCACUGAAAGUUUACUUGAAGUUUUGGAUGGAAAAUAUGUUCAUCCUUUUCGGGCUCGAGAUCACCAUGAUUGCAUUGUUACUUGCAAGUUUUGUGCUUCUUAAUAUCAUUUCAGUUCUGUUUAUUGCAUCACUUGCUGCGUGUGUACUUUUACGUCGCCAGUUUAUACGCAAAGUGUGGCCGUUCUUUGUGUUUUUGUUUGCUACUGUACUUGUUCUUGAAUAUUUUGCUAUCUGGAGGACCAAAAUUCCUUCUGGUGAUCCCGAAACCACCACGAAUUGCCAUGAUUGUUGGCGGAGUUCCAGUAAGUAUUUUCACUAUUGCCGUGACUGUUGGCUCGGGCUGACUGUCGAUGAUCCAAGAGUACUCAGUAGUUAUUUUCUGGUGUUCAUGUUUUCAUGUUUCAAGCUCCGAGCAGAUCGGUUUGGUAGUUUCUCAGGAUCGUUUACUUAUCGGCAAAUGAUAUCUCAACGCAAGAAUGCUUUCGUGUGGCGAGAUCUCUCAUUUGAAACCAAAUCAAUGUGGACCAUCCUUGACUACUUGAGACUAUACUGUUACUGUCAUCUAUUAGAUCUUGUUCUUGCACUGAUUUUGAUCACCGGAACUCUUGAGUAUGAUAUCUUACACCUUGGUUAUCUUGCCUUUGCUGUAAUUUUCUUUCGAAUGAGGCUUACGAUACUCAAGAAAAAGAAUAAUAUCUUCAAGUGGUUGCGAAUGUACAACUUUGCAGUAAUCGUCCUUUCUUUGGCAUAUCAAUCUCCGUUCGUCGGCUCUUUCAAUGAUGGAAAUUGUGAAAGGGUGGAUUAUAUUUAUGAGGUUAUUGGAUUUUAUAAGUAUGAUUAUGGUUUUCGGAUUACUUCGAGGUCUGCUUUGGUUGAGAUUAUCAUUUUCAUACUGGUAUCACUGCAAUCAUAUAUGUUUGCUUCUGAAGAAUUUGAUUAUGUGUUUCGGUAUCUUGAAGCUGAGCAGAUUGGCGCCAUUGUACGGGAACAAGAAAAGAAAGCCGUUUGGAAAACUGAACAGUUACAAUAUAUCCGUGAAGCUGAGGAGAUGAAAAGGCAACGUAAUUUGCAAGUCGAGAAGAUGAAAUCUGAAAUGCUUAAUCUACAAAUCCAACUCUAUAGCAUGGAUCCGGCACCAGCACCGGCGCCUACUGCGAGUACCGACUGUUCUCCACUACGCGAGGGGUUAAGGAGGAGAAGUGUUGAGCCUACUAGUCUAAGUCUUGAAAAUGAAGAUAUGACUCCCAAGAAACAAAAGUCGGCUUCUUUUGUGGACUCAUUUUUUCCUUUUGAAAGUUUAUCGGCAGUUGCAUCUCCUAAGAAAACAUCCAUGUCCGAAAUCACCGAGUAUGAAGAGAAUGUGUCCGAUCUGCAAACGAAAACCAAGGCCCCCAAAAGGGAAACUUCAUUGAAAUCUGCUGUACAGUUGAUCGGUGACGGUGUCUCGCAGGUACAGUCAAUAGGAAAUCAGGCAGUUACAAAUCUGGCAAACUACUUGAAUAUUCCUCCUGAAAAUUCAGAUUCAGAUUCAGAUGUUCCUUCGUCGUCUAUAAAGAUUGAUAAACAUGAAGCUGAACAUCAAAAUGAAGGUUACAUGGCUUUUAAUCGUUCAACUUCUGUGGAAUCUGAUAGAAGUGAUUCACCGAGGAUACAUAUUGGCCGUAUCUUUCGACAUAUUUGGGCACAAAUGAGAUCAAACAACGAUGUUGUAUGUUAUUGUUGUUUUCUUCUUCUCUUCCUUUGGAACUUCAGCCUGCUUUCAAUGGUGUAUCUUGCAGCUCUGUUCUUGUACGCACUUUGUGUCACAACGGGGCCAAGUUAUACAUUCUGGGUUGUCAUGCUGAUCUACACAGAGUUCUACAUCUUGAUUCAGUACAUGUAUCAAAUUAUCAUCCAACAUUGUGGUUUCACCAUCCAAUCGCCUUUUUUAGCAGUAUGGGGGUUUCCGACAAGAAAAAUAGUAUCAUCAUUUGUGAUCAGUUUAUUGCCUCUGUUCCUGGUGUACCUUUUUACCUUAAUUCAAAGCUCGAUAACCGCAAAAGACAGUGAGUUGGCUUCAUCAACCGAGUUCAGUAGUCUGACAGGGGGGGUUGUGAAUCAAAGCGAGGUUCUUCUGAGUUCAAUAUGGAGAGAGAACAUACGAAAGCUCAUUCAACCUGCAAAAUACUUUGCAAAAUUGAUCAUCAGAAACUGUACUCGAUAUUGGAAAUCACUGACACAAGAAGCGGAAUCUCCCCCGUAUUUCGUCCAGUUGUCCAUGGACGUCCGUUCAUGGCCGGAAGAUGGGAUCCAACCAGAAAGAAUUGAGUCCGGAAUAAACCAAGUUCUUAGAUUCGUUCAUGAUGCAAGAUGUAAAAAUUCAAAUCCAGCUGCUUGCCCAUGUCCAAGUAUUGUUCAAGUUCAAAGCAUUGAAAGGAGCCAAGAAAAUUCAAAAAUUGCAUUAGCGGUUUUUGAAGUGGUGUAUGCAUCACCAUGGGAAGGAUGCUCAUUAACUGAAAGAUACAAAUCACUUACUCCAGCAGCUGAUGUAGCCAAAGAGAUAACUGAAGCACAACGGGCAAAACUUUUUGAAAAAGUGGGAUUUCCGUACCCGAUCGUCUCUGUAAUUGGUGGAGGAAAAAGAGAAAUCGAUCUUUAUGCGUAUACGUUUGGUGCAGAUUUGGCUGUUUUCUUCUUGGUUGCCAUUUUCUACCAAUCUGUUAUAAAAAACAAAAGCGACUUACUCGAUGUUUAUCAGCUCGAAGAUCAGUUUCCAAAGGAGUUCGUGUUCAUUUUGAUGGGCAUCUUCUUUCUGAUCGUACUUGAUCGAAUUAUUUAUCUGUGUUCAUUCGCUACCGGGAAAGUGAUAUUUUACAUUUUUAACCUUGUUCUUUUCACAUAUUGUGUCAUGGAUUACGCUUGGAAUACAAAACAAUCACAGCAAAGUGCAGCGGGUUUCGCACUCCGUGCAAUAUAUCUCACGAAGGCAAUUUCUCUCGCACUUCAAGCAAUGCAAAUACGAUCUGGGGUUCCUCAUAAGAGCACGUUAUACCGGCAGUUUUUGACUAGUAAUGUCUCGAGAGUCAAUUAUUUGGGGUAUAGACUCUAUCGGGCACUACCGUUUCUCUAUGAGUUAAGAUGUGUGCUUGAUUGGUCAUGCACCACCACCUCACUGACAAUGUAUGACUGGCUCAAGUUGGAGGACAUAAAUGCAAGCUUGUAUCUCGUCAAAUGUGAUUCUGUUCUAAACAGAGCGAGUCAUAAACAAGGUGAAAAGCAGACAAAAGUGACUAAGUUUUCCAAUGGGAUAUGUCUAUUCUUUAUAUUAAUCCUCGUCAUCUGGGCUCCUAUGCUUAUGUAUAGCAGUGGCAAUCCAACAAACAUAGCAAACCCCAUAAACGAGGUCAGCAUUCAGCUUGACAUAAAGACCAAUGGUGGAAGGCUGAUGUUGUACCAAACAACUCUAUGCACAAUCACCCCAUGGACGGAUUUCAAUUCUUCAAUUGAUCUUGACCCUCAAGGUUAUCUUGAAUCAUAUAAUGUAAAUGAUAUCCAACUGAUAUGUUGCCAAGCAGAUGCCACUAAUUUGUGGCUUGUUCCAAAUGUGAUUCAAAACAAAUUCAGUCAAUCGAUUGAUAAGGAGAUGGAUAUGAGGUUUAAUUGGAUUCUCACUCGAGAUAGGCCUAAGAACAAGGAAAAAGUGAUGUUUGGGAAAACUUUAGAUCGUUCAGAUCUUCCAGAACCAUCAGAAGUUAAACAAGUUCUUGAAGGUUCUAGCAACAGCUUUAGGAUAAACAACACGUAUGCUCGGUAUUUUCGUGUCACGGGUUCUGGGGAUGUCAGAGCAUUUGACCAAGAGGCAACUGGUGUUGAUGGAAAGGUUUUUUUGAACCGUGGAGAGUCGGAAUGGUGGUCUUUUUAUGAUAUUAGUUUGUUGAACUCAAGUGUGUGCGGAGAUUUGGUGGGGCCCAUGGCAAUUGUUGUAUCAGAAGAAACACCACAGGGAAUUCUUGGAGAGACUUUGAGUAAGUUCAGUAUAUGGGGUCUCUAUAUUACAUUUGUGCUUGCAGUCGGUAGAUUCAUAAGGCUUCAGUGUUCUGAUCUCAGAAUGAGAAUUCCAUACGAGAACCUUCCAUCUUGUGACAGGUUGAUUGCAAUUUGUGAGGAUAUUUAUGCUGCUAGGGCUGAAGGGGAGCUCGGAGUCGAGGAGGUUCUGUAUUGGACAUUGGUAAAAAUAUACAGGUCACCACAUAUGCUGCUAGAGUACACCAAUCCUGACUAGCGUGUUAGAAAGCGAGUACACAGUUGUUUUUUUGCUGAAAGAACUGACUAACUACUGAACUGCUAACGAUAGGGUAAAAUCCCAAGCUGCUUUUUUGCGGGGAAGAGAUGGGAGAGUGUAUCAAUCAUUCAUUAACAUGUUUGUGUAUAUAUUACUUCAUAGGGAGGUUGUAUUGAGUGCCUUCUUUGUAACAUACAACCAUGUAACACAAUUCUCUGUUUGUCCCUCCUCGGAAUUACCUUAAUUAAGCAUGUAUUUUAAACAUGCAAUAUGAAACCAAGCUGAUUCUUGAAUUUAAGAAUGUUUGACUGA